AUGACGGCAAGUGUUGCCACGAUUAGUGUGGUCACUUCUACCGCAUCGGUGGGACCACCUCUACCACGCAAACCCCACAUGGCUGCAGAUGAAAACGACAUCCGCAGUUCUACAAACGGCAUUGCAGCAGUCGCUGUGGCCCCGCAACCGAAGGUAGUGCACAGCAACGAAAAGUCAAUGAGUGUUGAUGCUCUACCCAUUGCAGGGAAGGGGAGCGAGACGGAGCGCGUAGUUUCCAAAGCUGUUGCAGCCUCUGCCGGCGAAAGGCCUUCUCGUGGAGAGAAUGAAGCGAAAAGUCGUCCUCGCUCAUGUUCACGUGAAAGCGACCCUGGGACUAUGCUGUAUCGUGAAUCUAGCGAGCUAUGCACCACAGAGCCCCAGCUCGAGACGUCUGUUGCCCCAGGUGCCACUUCUAGCAGCGCGUCCGGCAUUGCAGAUGCAGUGGUCAAGGCGGAUACAGCAUUCAACGUUAAGCCGCACGCCAACAAUGCAACGCCUUCAGUAUCAGCUGCAGUAGAAGAGCAGAACAAAAAGUCUGAGCACGGGCUAGUGGAGGACCUCACAUGGGAAAAUCCUCGCCCCUUGAAACGAGCAAAAAAGCCGAGUCGCGAUCACGUCAGCCUCCGCAAGUGGGCUCAGGAUGAAUGUGGUCGUUUAUUGGAGUAUCCUACAUUCCCGGACUCGCCAAAGCCGAUAUCACUGCGAGCAUACGAAAGCAAGGCGAUGACGUUCAGUGAGCGUAUGCGAAAGGCUCUGGUUCAUGACAAGCGUGUGAACAAGGACGUGCUGCGUCUUAUUGAAGAGAAAGCAGACGAGGAUUGGACACGGAACCCAGAUGUGUUGGAAGGCUUCUUCUGGGAGAUUCUACACAAGGGCGUUAAUGGGAAGCCAAUAGCAGUGAAUUACGGUGUUGACGUAGAGGCGGAAGGGGCAUACAAGGGCGAGUCGUAUGUGGAAUGGUACGGCAUGGAUGAUACCGGUCGUCUGGUUAAAAAAGAGAAGCGCCCUGUAACCGGAGGCAAGAAGGAAGCCUCCAAGGCUGAAGCUACUGUGACUAGCGCCCCAGCCAAACCAGAAGACAUCAUCGAUGAUGAUGAGAGAAGGCGUUCGAAUAAUGGAAAGCCCUCUGCACAGCGAUGCAAGAAACGGAAGCGAAAAGUAGAAACCUCUUUUGCCGACUUUCCCGGCCCCAAGUGCCAUGUCGGCAAUCUCAACAUGAAAGGUCUUUUGCGUCACAUGCCGCGUAUGCCGGGAGUGAACCACUCAAUGUUCUACGUCGGUCACAUGUUUACGCGAUUUUGUUGGCACACCGAGGAUGCCUUUUUGAAUUCAGUUUCCUACCUUCACCGCGGAAGCGCUGACAAGAUUUGGUACGCUAUACCUCCGAAAUACGCAGAGGCCUUCGAGACAUAUGCUGCCGAGAAUAUUUUCAGUGAUCGGCUGGCCAAGGACCAGCCUUCUGCACAGAGAUCUCUGAUGUGCAAGACAACCAUCUUUGAUCCGAGGGAACUGAAAAGCCGAGGGAUUGAAUGCUAUCGUAUUCGGCACAAGCCAGGUUCCUUUGUAUUGACAGCACCUCGUGCUUAUCAUGCUGGAUUCAACUGCGGUUUCAAUAUCGCCGAGGCUGUGAAUUUUGCCAACCCAGGAUGGUUCCCAGUCGGCCGACAAGCGUCCGUCUGUGCUCGCCGAGGGGCCUAUACUUUGAUUGUGCCAUACGAGUACCUCCUGUUUCAUGAGGCCAAGUCGCUACGAGAUGCGCACCUGGCUACUACGAACAUAGAGAAAAUACCGCCACGCGCAAGGAGCGAUGCUCGCAUCCUUGCCGGCGAGCUUGGCGCAGUGAUGGAAGAGGGGGAAAAGAGGCUGAGGGAAUACGCUCAGUCGAGCAACUGUCGGAUCGCCAUGUUGAACGACGUGGAUGGGCUUGUCAAGAACAAUCAACUGGGACCCGAGUUUGGACCUGGUGCUGGGGUAGUGUGUAGCAUAUGCAAGCACGCUUGUCAUUUUUACGCUGAGAUCUGCGGCAGUUGCCCCGACAACCGUGAGGCACGAUGUGUAUCUCAUUUUGGGCGCAAGUUUAGUUCUCGCUGCCGACGAGCAGGACACAAGCCUGUGCUGGUCAGGAGGCAUGAUCCUGUGCUUCUUGGGGAUCUUCUCUCUCGCCUGGAAGAUAUGGCUGGUGUACAGACGAGCACCGAAAAACUUUUGCGUAGAUACAGAGGUUUUCUUCGGACGUGGGAAACGCCGCUUCGGAGCUCUGGGCUUCGGUUGAAGUUGAAUUUGAAGCUGGCCGCCUCUCGUGCGCCACCGACAAUACAGCAGAAAGAAAGGCGAAGAAAGCCUGUCAAGCGAUCGGAACAGCAGCAGCGGAAGCGAGAGCUUGAGGAGGAUCCCGAUUUUGAACAUGAGAAGAAGAGGAGAAAGUCAGAGGCGGGGCGCAAGUUGAAAUCUGCUAGACAGAAGGAGACUUCUGCCGGACGACGAAAUCAAGACGCGGCGAGGCGCAAGUCGGGCUCGCGGGCAUCCUCCAAAAAGCGGAAACGAGAAGACGAGGUAGCGACAGUCGCAAGCCUAGCAUUGCAGCCCGAAAUGGAGACGCAGUCGGUCGAGUACAUGGACGCCGUCCUCAAGCCGCAACCGGUCAUGGCCAUUCUUGGCUCUGCCAAGGCGCGCGACGACGACUACCUAGACGUCGCCAAACCAUAGUUUGUGGUUUGUGCGCACCCCCCCCCCCCCCCCCUCCGCGUGCCUCAGCGGCAGCGACAGCACGGCUGUCUAUGUUGUGUAUGUUGUAUAUAUAUAUGCUCGAGCGCAUCGCCUCUUCCAUGCGACGAAGCGCAUCAUGAAGAAGAGUUGUAAACAUUGCAUUACCCCUCGACGGGCAGUAGUGAUUUUUUUGUU
Chondrus crispus (carragheen) is the source of this 2901-nucleotide messenger RNA. RefSeq lists its product as hypothetical. Gene Ontology annotation, biological process: chromatin remodeling. NCBI's taxonomy places the organism in Eukaryota, Rhodophyta, Florideophyceae, Gigartinales, Gigartinaceae. The record is from RefSeq and is a predicted model, not a curated record. The transcript has 2 exons. Gene Ontology annotation, molecular function: histone demethylase activity. Bases 1 to 2706 code for a protein of 901 amino acids. Gene Ontology annotation, cellular component: nucleus.